GUUUUCAAAAACAAAUGGUAGAUUCAUUAGCUCACUAGCGCUUUUUUGUUUUUAUUAAAAUCCUAACUUCGUUUCUCGCAAUAAAAAAUAAAUUGUAAUGAAGGAAACAUUUGUGACAGGUUACGUGUACUUUUUUUCCCCACAAGAUAUACAAACGAACAUUAGUAGUAGUUUGCCGUCAUAGUUAGCUUAACCGCAGCAGCGUUUACACCAGGCUCCAGUGAAGAGUCCAAAGUAGUCAAUCGUGACUUGGGUCAUAAUGGCUGACCCUGCACGAAUCAAAACUGAGGCCACACUUGAGACACCAGCUGCUGGUCCAGAUGAGCUGCCUAAAACUAAGGCGACCGAUGACUGUACAGUUCCUGCUCAGGAAAAGUCUAAAGAUGAACCAAAAGAGUUGCCAAAGCAAGAACUCAAACAGGAAGAUGCAUCUGAACCAGCAACAGCAGAAGAUGAGGAAGAAGGGACUUCAGGUCAGCCUGCUUCAAAAAGACUGAAGGUGGAACCAGAAAAGAAAAAGGAAAAGAAGCAAAAGGUUGACGAGGACGAAAUACAAAAGAUGCAGGUUUUGGUCUCGUCCUUCUCUGAAGAUCAGCUUAAUCGUUAUGAAAUGUACAGACGUUCUGCCUUCCCUAAGGCUGCUAUCAAGAGGCUGAUCCAGUCUAUUACGGGAUCCUCAGUGUCCCAGAACGUAGUGAUCGCCAUGUCUGGUAUCGCCAAAGUUUUUGCUGGGGAAAUAGUCGAGGAAGCAUUAGAUGUUUGUGAAAAGUGGGGUGACACGCCACCCCUUCAGCCCAAACACAUGAGGGAGGCAGUGAGGAGGCUUAAGAGCCGCCAUCAGAUUCCCAACACCAAGUACAAAAACAUUUUGUUUCGCUGAGGAUUGAGGACAACUUCAUAUUUUAAUAACGCCAUCAUUGGAAAGAAAAUGGCCCCAUUGCUCCAAGGAAGAUACUGUAUCUUGGUCACUGUUCAUACUGCUGAAGAAACUGAUCACAACAUGAUCAAGGACUUUAAAACUGAAGCAGCACCCAUCUUCUUGCCAAUCUGACAGUGUUGAUGUUUGAUGCAACAUUCAUAUAAAGUUGUACUGUUGUAAAUACAGUUUAUUGUACACUAAAAAUAGUAUUACUGUGUGUCCUUUUUACUGAAUGUGUAAAAAUUAGUUAAAAUAGCCAUCAUAAAAUUAGUAUUAAUUGCUGUGAUGUUGGUAGGUCUAAAUUAGGAGUCAGCAAUAAUCAAAGAGCCAUUUAAUACCAAGAGACACAAAAGCCCUCUGACACAUACUGAACUGCAACAAAAAGUUCAAAGUUGAAUUCUAUAAUUUGCCUGUUGGGGGGCCAAAUAUUUUAGGUGUCGCAUAUUUUGCGGGACUUCAUUUCCUUUUUUGUAGUAGAACAGCACCAUUUUCUUCAAAUUUAGAAUUAAGUUUGAAAAUUUUGCAAUUUAAAUUCAUAUCAAAUACUCGCGAACUCAUUGGUUGCCACUGAUGGCCAGUGGUGGAUGAAGUACUCACUUUUUUACUUAAGUACAGAUACAGGGGCCAAAAUAUACUUAAUAGUACAAGUAUCUAAGAAAAAAAUAAAAGUAUUUCCUCCCGUUGCAAGCGUGAUGUUUCAAAUAUAAAUAUAUAACCUUGCAGAAUGGAAAAAUUGACUGCACUGUAAACAAGCUUAACAAGCUAAAAAAAUAAAAAUCCAAAACUUAAAGGAUUGCAAGCAACUAUUUGUACUAAAGUACAGUAACAAAGUUCUUUGUUACAUUCCGCCACUGCUGAUGGCGCUAGACGUCUUUCCAGUUUUUGGGGCAUUUACAGGUCACUUCCUGUUCAGUAACCCAAAAUCAACAUGAAGUGACUCGUAAAUGCCACAAAAUUGACAGGAAGUGACUGAAAAUCAACAGGAAAUGACUUGAAAUAUCCAAAAAUUAACUCUUUGGCUGUGAUUUAUGGCCAUGGACGUUCAAUCUGUUUGAAGUGGGAGGGAUGGCAGCAAAUCUGUUCAUUCGCUGCCAUCAGGGCUGGAGUGGGACUCAUUUUCGGCCCUGGAAUUUCAUGCCUCAGACCGGCCCACUCAUUUAAAAUAAUGUCAUUAUGCAUACACGUGUUAAGUUCAGUGUUCUCUAAAGCCGUGUACUGUAAUUCUGUGUGUAUAAAAUAUGUAUAAUAUGUAAUAUAAAUGUGUAUGCAUAUGUAAACUAUGCAGGUCAGUUGCAUCUAACAUUUAUCUAUCACUUUCAAAUGUGUAGUUUGAUUGCAAUCUAACUUUUGAUAAAUAAAUGAGCCACUAUUAUCAUUUGGGCAUAAAAUGUGACCAUAUUAGAAUUGAAGCUUGCUUGUUCACACUAUUACAACGCCUCACCUGUUUUUUCAACACUGACAGCAUCAAUGGCAGCAAUCCCAUCCUCACCACUUCCCCCUAUGUCUGCCACUGACAUUAAAUCACAUAUUAAAGAAAUAGUAAAUUUUGAACAUAACAACAAUGCAUUCUGAUCAAUUCAAGCCAGCUUUAUGGCACUUUAAAAAUGCCAUGUAAUUGAUAUUAAUUCUAAUUUUCACUCACUGAACAACAUGGCAAUCCUACCUUCCAGCUCUGCACCUGUGGUGUGUUCAUUAUGGCUAAUGCUUGCUGC
Molecule: messenger RNA, 2631 nt
Organism: Corythoichthys intestinalis (scribbled pipefish)
Lineage: Eukaryota; Metazoa; Chordata; Actinopteri; Syngnathiformes; Syngnathidae
Gene: taf11
Product: TAF11 RNA polymerase II, TATA box binding protein (TBP)-associated factor
Exons: 6
Coding region: 260-880 (206 amino acids)
Biological process (GO): RNA polymerase II preinitiation complex assembly; transcription initiation at RNA polymerase II promoter
Cellular component (GO): nucleus; transcription factor TFIID complex
Molecular function (GO): protein heterodimerization activity; transcription coactivator activity
Source: RefSeq, a predicted model, not a curated record